This is a messenger RNA of Amaranthus tricolor (Joseph's coat), 5911 nucleotides long. Its product is annotated as clathrin heavy chain 1-like. The record is from RefSeq and is a predicted model, not a curated record. The transcript has 30 exons. Gene Ontology annotation, cellular component: chloroplast; clathrin complex; clathrin coat of coated pit. Lineage: Eukaryota; Viridiplantae; Streptophyta; Magnoliopsida; Caryophyllales; Amaranthaceae. The coding region runs from base 267 to 5384 and encodes 1705 amino acids. Gene Ontology annotation, biological process: receptor-mediated endocytosis; intracellular protein transport. Gene Ontology annotation, molecular function: structural molecule activity; clathrin light chain binding.
AAAUUUUCAAUUAUUGUGGGGAAGAGACGAUGUUAUCAAUAUUUGUUUUUUUUCCCUCUCAGUCGUCGUUGUACUAUUUCCGACUCGAAUUUCUCCGACAGAUCUCCUCAUUUCCAUCUUCCUUCACCCCUCUCUCUCUACACUCGGAUCUUUCCCUCUCCUAAUUUCUUUCCAUUGAAGAACCCUCGCUUUCUCAAGGGAGGGUUCACAAACGUAUCGUAGAUUCGCCAAAAUUUCAAUCGUGUCAUUCAGAGAUCUAUUCAACAAUGGCUGCCGCUAAUGCUCCCAUUGUCAUGCAAGAAGCCCUAACGCUACCAGCCGUAGGGAUCAAUCCACAGUUUAUUACAUUCACUCAUGUAACAAUGGAAUCAGACAAAUACAUUUGUGUAAGGGAGACUUCGCCACAGAAUACUGUUGUUAUUAUUGAUAUGAACUUGCCGAUGCAGCCCUUGAGACGUCCCAUCACUGCUGAUUCUGCCCUGAUGAACCCUAACUCAAAAAUUCUCGCCCUUAAAGCUCAAGUUCCAGGGACUACUCAAGACCACCUUCAGAUCUUCAAUAUUGAAGCGAAAACAAAGAUAAAGUCCUAUCAAAUGCCUGAGAUGGUUGUCUUCUGGAAAUGGAUUACCCCUAAGAUGUUAGGUCUUGUUACACAGACAUCUGUUUACCACUGGUCCAUUGAAGGUGAUUCUGAGCCAAUGAAAAUGUUCGAGCGGACCGCAAAUCUGGCCAACAAUCAAAUAAUCAACUACCGCUGUGAUCCUUCAGAAAAAUGGCUCGUUCUGAUAGGAAUUGCUCCUGGCGCGCCAGAGAGACCACAAUUGGUGAAGGGGAACAUGCAGCUGUAUUCGGUGGACCAACAGCGUAGUCAAGCUCUUGAAGCUCAUGCAGCGUCCUUUGCACAAUUCAAGGCUCCUGGAAAUGAAAACCCUUCAACUCUUAUUUGCUUUGCCAGCAAGGCCUCUAAUGCUGGACAAGUUGCUUCGAAGUUGCAUGUCAUUGAACUUGGUGCCCAGCCUGGGAAACCCGGAUUUAGUAAGAAACAAGCUGAUCUCUUCUUCCCUCCUGACUUUGCAGACGACUUUCCUGUGUCUAUGCAGGUAUCUCAGAAGUAUGGGCUAAUAUAUGUUAUCACAAAGCUUGGGCUUCUGUUUGUCUAUGAUCUGGAGACAGCCAGUGCAGUUUACAGAAACAGGAUUAGUCCGGAUCCAAUCUUUUUGACUUCUGAAGCAACCUCAGUUGGUGGAUUUUAUGCUGUCAACAGACGAGGUCAGGUGUUGUUAGCCACUGUAAAUGAAUCAACAAUUGUGCCAUUUGUUAGUGGCCAGCUCAACAACUUGGAGCUUGCAGUUAAUCUUGCUAAGCGUGCAAACCUUCCUGGCGCGGAAAACUUGGUUGUCCAGCGAUUCCAGGAAUUAUUUGCUCAGACAAAGUACAAGGAGGCAGCCGAGCUUGCUGCAGAAUCUCCUCAGGGCCUUUUGCGUACUCCUGAUACUGUUGCUAAGUUUCAGAGUGUUCCCGUGCAAGCUGGGCAAACACCACCAUUGUUGCAGUAUUUUGGAACAUUGUUAACAAGAGGGAAGCUUAAUGCUUUUGAGUCACUGGAAUUGUCUAGACUAGUUGUAAAUCAGAACAAAAAGAAUUUGUUGGAAAAUUGGUUGGCAGAAGACAAGCUUGAAUGCAGUGAAGAACUUGGAGAUCUUGUGAAGACAGUGGAUAAUGACCUUGCUCUCAAAAUAUACAUCAAAGCUAGGGUAACUCCUAAGGUUGUCUCAGCAUUUGCUGAGAGGAGGGAGUUUGAUAAGAUAUUGAUAUAUUCAAAGCAGGUUGGAUACACUCCCGAUUAUUUGUUCCUUUUGCAAACAAUUUUACGGACUGACCCACAGGGAGCUGUUAAUUUUGCUUUGAUGAUGUCUCAAAUGGAGGGUGGAUGCCCUGUUGAUUACAAUACCAUCACAGAUCUGUUCCUUCAGAGAAAUUUGAUUCGUGAAGCAACAGCAUUUUUGCUCGAUGUGCUGAAGCCAAACUUACCAGAACACGGCUAUCUCCAAACUAAAGUUCUGGAAAUCAAUCUUGUAACAUUUCCUAAUGUAGCAGAUGCAAUCUUAGCUAAUGGCAUGUUUAGCCAUUAUGAUCGUCCCCGAAUUGCACAACUUUGUGAAAAGGCUGGAUUGUAUUUGCAGGCUCUCAAGCAUUACACUGAACUGCCGGACAUCAAACGUGUCAUAGUUAAUACCCAUGCAAUUGAGCCUCAGGCACUCGUGGAGUUCUUUGGAACACUUUCUAAAGAGUGGGCUCUUGAGUGCAUGAAAGAUCUUCUACUAGUAAAUUUAAGAGGCAAUCUGCAGAUAAUUGUGCAGGCUGCCAAAGAAUACUGUGAACAGUUGGGUAUUGAUGGUUGCAUAAAGCUCUUUGAGCAGUUCAAAUCUUACGAAGGGCUAUAUUUCUUCUUAGGUUCAUAUUUGAGCUCAAGCGAGGAUCCAGAGAUUCAUUUCAAAUACAUUGAAGCAGCAGCUAAAACUGGUCAAAUCAAGGAAGUUGAACGUGUAACUCGUGAAUCAAACUUCUAUGAUCCCGAAAAGACGAAAAAUUUCUUGAUGGAAGCCAAGCUUCCUGAUGCAAGGCCUCUGAUAAAUGUUUGUGACCGAUUUGGGUUUGUUCCUGAUCUUACCCACUACCUCUACAAAAAUAACAUGCUUCGCUACAUUGAAGGCUAUGUACAAAAGGUCAACCCCAGCAAUGCUCCUCUAGUUGUGGGGCAGCUGCUUGAUGACGAAUGCCCCGAAGAUUUUAUCAAAGGCCUUAUUCUUUCUGUGCGAUCUCUUCUUCCUGUUGAGCCUCUUGUGGAGGAAUGUGAGAAGAGGAAUCGUCUGCGUUUGCUCACCCAGUUCUUGGAGCACCUCGUUAGUGAGGGGAGCACUGAUGUACAUGUUCAUAAUGCUCUGGGUAAAAUAAUCAUUGACAGCAAUAACAAUCCUGAACACUUUCUCACAACCAAUCCAUACUAUGAUCCCCGUGUGGUGGGCAAGUACUGUGAGAAAAGGGAUCCUACUCUUGCUGUUGUUGCAUAUAGGCGGGGACAAUGUGAUGAUGAGCUCAUUAAUGUCACGAACAAGAAUUCUUUAUUUAAACUGCAGGCCAGAUACGUUGUGGAAAGAAUGGAUGGUGACCUCUGGGAGAAGGUCCUCACUCCAGAUAAUGAGUACAGGAGGCAAUUAAUAGAUCAAGUUGUGUCAACAGCUUUGCCAGAAAGCAAGAGCCCCGAGCAAGUUUCUGCUGCUGUCAAGGCCUUUAUGACAGCUGAUCUUCCUCAUGAGCUAAUUGAGCUUCUUGAAAAGAUUGUCUUACAAAACUCUGCUUUCAGUGGCAAUUUCAAUCUGCAAAAUCUACUUAUCCUUACAGCUAUUAAGGCGGAUCCUUCAAGAGUUAUGGAUUACAUCAAUAGGUUGGACAACUUUGAUGGACCUGCAGUUGGAGAGGUGGCAGUGGAAGCACAGUUGUAUGAAGAAGCAUUUGCUAUCUUUAAGAAAUUCAACUUGAAUGUCCAAGCUGUAGAUGUGUUGCUUGACAAUAUCCGUAACAUUGAUCGGGCUGUGGAAUUUGCAUUCCGUGUUGAAGAGGAUGCUGUAUGGACUCAGGUUGCAAAGGCCCAACUCAGGGAAGGUCUUGUCAGUGAUGCUAUAGAGUCAUUUAUCCGCGCUGAGGAUGCAACCCAUUUUCUGGAAGUUAUCAAAGCUGCUGGGGAUGCUGAUGUGUACCAUGACUUAGUGAGGUAUCUUUUGAUGGUUAGGCAGAAGGUUAAGGAGCCCAAAGUUGACAGCGAGCUUAUCUAUGCGUAUGCAAAAAUUGAUAGACUUAGUGAUAUUGAAGAGUUCAUUCUCAUGCCUAAUGUUGCCAAUCUUCAAAAUGUUGGAGAUCGUUUAUAUGAUGAAGCCUUAUAUGAGGCGGCAAAGAUCAUAUAUGCAUUUAUUUCUAACUGGGCUAAGCUAGCGGUUACUCUCGUUAAACUGAAACAGUUUCAAGGUGCUGUUGAUGCAGCUCGCAAGGCUAGCAGUGCUAAGACAUGGAAGGAAGUUUGCUUUGCUUGUGUGGACGCUGAGGAAUUCCGGCUGGCUCAGAUAUGUGGUCUUAAUGUUAUCAUACAGGUGGAUGAUCUGGAAGAGGUCAGCGAAUACUAUCAAAACAGGGGCUGCUUUAAUGAGCUCAUCUCCCUUAUGGAAAGUGGAUUGGGAUUAGAACGUGCACAUAUGGGUAUCUUCACCGAGUUGGGAGUUCUCUAUGCAAGAUACCGUCCUGAGAAGCUCAUGGAGCAUAUUAAAUUGUUUGCAACCCGUCUUAACAUACCUAAACUGAUUAGGGCUUGUGAUGAGCAGCAACAUUGGAAGGAGCUUACAUUAUUGUAUAUUCAGUAUGAUGAGUAUGACAAUGCUGCAACCACUGUGAUGAAUCAUUCUCCAGAAGCAUGGGAUCACAUGCAGUUCAAAGAUAUCAUUGUUAAGGUUGCAAAUGUGGAGCUAUACUACAAGGCAGUGCACUUCUACUUGCAGGAACAUCCUGAUCUUAUCAAUGAUGUGCUAAAUGUUCUUGCUCUUCGUGUGGACCAUACACGGGUCGUGGACAUCAUGAGAAAGGCUGGUCAACUUCCUCUUGUGAAGCCAUACAUGGUAGCUGUACAAAGCAACAACGUAGCUGCUGUAAAUGAAGCACUCAAUGAAAUCUAUCUCGAGGAAGAAGACUAUGACCGACUUCGUGAGUCCAUUGACUUGCACGAUAACUUUGACCAGAUAGGUCUUGCCCAAAAGGUGGAGAAGCACGAACUGCUAGAAAUGAGGCGUAUUGCAGCUUAUAUAUACAAAAAGGCCGGUAGAUGGAAGCAGUCCAUUGCAUUGUCAAAGAAAGACAAUCUCUACAAGGAUGCUAUGGAGACUGCUUCCCAGUCUGGUGAUCGUGAACUUGCUGAGGAGCUUCUUAUAUAUUUCAUUGAGCAGGGAAAGAAAGAAUGCUUUGCAUCAUGUCUAUUUGUUUGUUAUGAUUUAAUUAGAGCUGAUGUUGCAUUGGAGCUAGCAUGGUUGAACAAUAUGAUGGACUUUGCCUUCCCGUAUCUCUUGCAGUUUAUUCGAGAGUACAUGGGCAAAGUCGAUGAGUUGAUCAAAGACAAACUAGAAGCCCAAAAAGAGGUCAAGGCAAAAGAAGCAGAGGAGAAAGAUUUGGUUGCACAGCAGAACAUGUAUGCACAAUUACUCCCUCUUGCUUUACCGGCACCACCAAUGCCAGGAAUGGGAGGAGGUGCAAUGGGUGGAGGUUAUGGUCCACCACCUCCUAUGGGCACGAUGGGCAUGCCUCCAAUGCCUGCCUUUGGCAUGCCACCGAUGGGCUCAUACUAAUAAAAGAUUGGUUUGAGUUGUAUGAGACUGUAGAGGGCAGUAAAUUUUGUAAACUUGCUGUUUGUGCUCGCGGCAACAUCAAUCUUUCUAGUAGUUGGCUUAAUCAAGGUUAAGUUUGAGGUGUCUAGCAAUUCAAAUCUCCAUAAUGUCUUCCGUGGUGCGAUUAAAUGGAUCUAGGAGUUGUGGAUAUGCCUUAUGAUUAUUCUUUCUUAGCUGAGGCAGAAUUUCUGUUUGUUCUUUGGUAGUCGGUGUUGGUCCUUAAGUUACCUUAUGUCUCAAACUGUUGGCUUGUGGAAAAUUUUCCGAGCCUCACUGAUUUUGAAGUGCAAGUGGCGGAUUUGCCAUUGUGUAUAGGUUAUAGGUUGUGGAAUUUGUGGGCGAACAAUUUGUUUCAUAUGUAUGCUGGAAGUAUUUUGAUAGUUUUAAUUUGUAUGCUGAAUUAUACAUACUUCAUGAGACAUAAGGUUGGUUUUGUAAGUAUUACGGAUCUGAUUUUCUAAGCAGUGGUUUAAUUUGUUUCUCUGCAA